This is a messenger RNA of Pseudovirgaria hyperparasitica, 633 nucleotides long. RefSeq lists its product as uncharacterized. The transcript is spliced from 3 exons. The record is from RefSeq and is a predicted model, not a curated record. The coding region runs from base 1 to 633 and encodes 210 amino acids. NCBI's taxonomy places the organism in Eukaryota, Fungi, Ascomycota, Dothideomycetes, Acrospermales, Acrospermaceae. Gene Ontology annotation, molecular function: DNA-binding transcription activator activity, RNA polymerase II-specific; transcription cis-regulatory region binding. Gene Ontology annotation, cellular component: RNA polymerase II transcription regulator complex.
AUGGCCCACUACUACGCUCCUCGCUAUCAAGUGAGUGCUAUGCACUCCCCGUACGAUGCUGGCUAUGAUAGCAGCAGUGACACUACCUCCAACUCUGCCUGGGAUUCCAAUUUCUCUGAAGAUGUGCUUCCGCCUUUCGAGUAUGCACACAGCUCGCAUAGCAUGAGCCCGGUCUCUGCGGCAUCAACGCAUGCACCAAACACCCCAUAUAUGACCGCAGUCCGCCCUUCCACAUCUUGCACAUCCAGAUCUUCGGGUGUCAAACAAACCCCUCAACCCACAUCCGCUAUGGAGAACGAAGAAGAGCGCCGCAAGAAUAGGAAGCGGGAGCAGAACCGUGAGAGCCAACGCGCCUUUCGUCGCCGCCAGGAAAACCGCGUCAAGUUCCUCGAGACGAAGACUCUCGAGCUCGAGACUUCCAGCCGACAACUCCGUGCUGAGAAUGACCAGCUACGUACCGAGCUUCAUGGCGAGCGCACACGCAAUCAGGAGCUUGUCUCUACUAUGAACAUGAUGUCGCCCUCACCCCUCAACCUUACGCAAGACAUAGUGCCUUCGAUAGAGGCAGACCGGUAUCCCCAGUACAGCCAAAACCAUGAUAGCCAAGGGCUAGACCGUCGCGUCGUGUGGUAA